This is a messenger RNA of Oryza brachyantha (malo sina), 860 nucleotides long. Its product is annotated as histone H1. Gene Ontology annotation, biological process: negative regulation of DNA recombination; chromosome condensation; nucleosome assembly. Bases 65 to 628 code for a protein of 187 amino acids. The record is from RefSeq and is a predicted model, not a curated record. NCBI's taxonomy places the organism in Eukaryota, Viridiplantae, Streptophyta, Magnoliopsida, Poales, Poaceae. Gene Ontology annotation, cellular component: nucleosome; nucleus. The transcript is spliced from 2 exons. Gene Ontology annotation, molecular function: double-stranded DNA binding; nucleosomal DNA binding; structural constituent of chromatin.
AGCUCCCCUCUCGGAAAAGAAAAAUCAGAGAAAGCACACGCAAGAGUAGUUUCGCCUCGCCACCAUGCCUGCCAUGGCCAAGCCCGCCUCCCGCGCCGCCAAGCCCGCGUCGGCGCCGAAGCCGAAGGCGAAGCCGGCCGCCGCCGCCGCCGGUGGCCCCUCGCACCCGCCCUACUUCGAGAUGAUUAAGGAGGCGAUCGCGGCGCUGAAGGAGAGGACCGGCUCGAGCGCGCACGCCAUCGCCAAGCACAUGGAGGACAAGCACGGCGUGUCGCUGCCGGCCAACUACAAGAAGAUGCUCUCCAUCCAGCUGCGCGGGUUCGCCGCCAAGGGCAAGCUCGUCAAGGUCAAGGCCUCCUACAAGCUCUCCGACGCCGCCAAGAAGGACUCGCCCAAGGCCAAGCCCGCCGCCGCCCCCAGGCCCGCCAAGGACGCCGCCAAGCCCAAGAAGCCCGCCGCCAAGCCCAAGAAGGCCCCCGCGGCCGCCGCCGCCGGCUCCAAGCGCAAGGCGCCGGAGAAGAAGGUGGUCGCCAAGCCCAAGAAGUCCCCGGCGGCGAAGCUCAAGGCCAAGCCAAAGACCGUCCGGUCUCCGGCCGCCAAGAAGGCCCGCAAGGUCGCCGCUGCCUGAGCCGGGCUGAUGAGCUAUAUCUAGGUCCCCUCUUGGUGUUUUAGGAUCUGUACAAAGGGUGUGUGUCCUCCAUGUCUCUCCUAAUUAGAUCGAGUUCUUGGGUAGGCGAAGUUCUAUGUAUCCCCUGAUGAUGUAGUGUAAGAAAUGGUAUGAGGCUUGUGGAGGUGGAGAUGUCUUCAUCUAACUUACUCCUAUAUGAAAUGAACUUUGCAGUUUCCUCGAUGUUCGUCUU